AUGCGUUCCUACCGCGUUUCUUCCCCUGCAGAACACGGAGACGCUGCUGUCGCUCGGCGCACUGCAGCUGCUGCUGCCGCUUGCGCAGGACAGCAUGGCGUCCGUGCGAUCCGCUGCGACGCUGUCGCUGGGUCGCCUGGCGAAUGUGUAGCACACGCGGUCGCAUCACCUCGUGCAGCGCAACGUGCUGCCGUCGCUCUUCAAGGCGCUCACGUCAGUCCUGCCUUUAACGGCACCAAUCGCCACCACAAGGGCGCAGCAGCAUAUCUAGUCAAGGCCGUGUCACGCCACGCUGGCGCUGAGCUGGCAGAGGCGGGCGUGCUGCCGUUGCUGACGGAGUGCCUUCUGGAUGCCAUGCUGGCGGUACGGGAGACUGCUGCAUGCGCAUUGGGCCACGUGGCGAAGCACAGCGGGGACAUGGCGAUGAGAGUGGUUGAGACGGUUGCACAGGAUGAGGCUGUGGCGCGGAUAGCCCUCUCAGUGCUGAGUGACGUGGCACGCCACUCCCUGCUGCAUGCUACAGCCGUGGCCGAUGCGGGCGGCAUUACCGCCACCGCCUCUCUGUUGGGAUCACCUGACAUCAAGACAAGGCGUCAGCAAGUGUUGGACCAACACGGAGCAUCUCACCUGCUGCUCUACCUGCACGACUCGUCCCCCUCCCUGCGGGCGUCAGCAGCAGCAGCAGUGAGAGAGGUGGCGAGGCAGGGACCAGCAGCAGCAGGCCAGCUGGUGGGCAUGGGGGGCAUUGGGCCGCUUCUUGAUGCUUUGGCCGCAUGGAGGGACGAGGGCGAGGGGGAGGGCAUGACAAAGGGCUCUGCCAAGGUUGCAGGUCAGUGA
Molecule: messenger RNA, 837 nt
Organism: Closterium sp. Naga37s-1
Lineage: Eukaryota; Viridiplantae; Streptophyta; Zygnematophyceae; Desmidiales; Closteriaceae
Source: the annotation of a GenBank genome assembly